Messenger RNA from Salmo salar (Atlantic salmon), 1426 nucleotides. Its product is annotated as cytosolic sulfotransferase 2. Gene Ontology annotation, molecular function: sulfotransferase activity. The record is from RefSeq and is a predicted model, not a curated record. NCBI's taxonomy places the organism in Eukaryota, Metazoa, Chordata, Actinopteri, Salmoniformes, Salmonidae.
AUCCUUGAUCGAAUACAUGUCCGACUUUUCCAGAUGGAGCUGCCACCUCGACCAAAACUCUUUGACUUCCAUGGAGUCUCCAUGACCAACUACUUUACUGACAACUGGGACAAUGUACAGAACUUCCAGGCCCGACCAGAUGACAUUCUCAUCGCUACCUACCCAAAAGCAGGAACCACAUGGGUCUCCUACAUUCUAGACCUGCUGUAUUUUGGCCAGACAGCCCCUGAGCGUCAGAGACCCAUCUUUGAGAAAGUUCUUUUUCCGGAGUUGCUCAUUCCUCUUUACCCUCCAGGGGUGGAGGUGCUGGACAACUUAACCACCUCUCCUCGCCUCAUCAAGACUCACCUCCCAGUCCAGUUGCUGCCCAAGUCCUUCUGGGAGCAGAACUGCAGGGUAGUGUAUGUGGCCCGUAAUGCCAAGGACAAUGCUGUGUCUUAUUUCCACUUUGACCGCAUGAACCAGGCCGACCCAGAGCCAGGAGACUGGAACAACUUCUUACAGAGAUUCAUGGAUGGAAAGAUGGUGUUUGGUUCGUGGUACGACCAUGUGACUGGCUGGUGGGAGAAGAAGCAGACUCACUCCAAAAUCCUCUACCUCUUCUAUGAGGACAUGUUUGAGGAUACGGGGAGAGAGCUGGACAGGCUGUGCUCCUUCCUAGGUUUGUCUCCUUCAGCAGAGGAGAAGGAGAGGGUGAGAGGAGGAGCGCAGUUUGAUACUAUGAAGAAGAACAGCAUGGCCAACUACUCCACCGUCCCAAUCAUGGAUUUCAAGAUCUCUCCAUUCAUGCGAAAAGGAAAGGUUGGUGACUGGAAGAACCAUUUCACUGUGGCCCAGAGUGAACAGUUUGAUGAAGACUAUAAGAAGAAGAUGAAGAACACCACCGUACAGUUCCGCACUGUAGUCUAGGUUGUGGUCAAGUUGACUGUCUGAUUGUUUGUGGUCAGGUUGAUUGUUUAUUUGGCGCAUAUGGACCUACGAUAGGCUCGGCUGGGGUGUCAGUCUUCCAUUGGUCCACAGUGAACUGGGUUAUGGUGUUGAAAUAUACAGGGUGAGGAUCAUAUCGUAUCAUAUCCUAGAGUGUGAAUGAGAAAGAUCAUGAAGUGUCUUAUAAUAUCAUUUUUUGAGAAUGAUUGAUGCUACUUUGAGAUAUGAGCUAUAGGUUGAGAACUGAAAACAAAAGUAAAAUGAGGACAUGCUGCACAGUACAUUCUCAGCAAUGUGAGCUAUUUGUAAAUCAUCUUGCCUGGUCUGUUUACUGUCGAUACAGUAAUAAAUAUGUGAAUGGAGAAGAACAUUAUUAAGCAUCAAGCAUUGUUUUAUGCUGUUUAGAAAAUAUACAUACUUUGAAACUGUAACAAUUCCUACUCGUAUACAGUAUGACUAAACGUAAUACAUUGAUGUUCAUGUACUUGUAUUUAAAUUA